Molecule: messenger RNA, 606 nt
Organism: Anopheles marshallii
Lineage: Eukaryota; Metazoa; Arthropoda; Insecta; Diptera; Culicidae
Product: apolipoprotein D-like
Exons: 3
Coding region: 1-606 (201 amino acids)
Molecular function (GO): pigment binding
Source: RefSeq, a predicted model, not a curated record
AUGCAGACCACGUUCGUGACUGUUGCGCUAUCGCUCGCCGUAGCGUGUCUCGUUGGCCCGGCAUCCGCCAGCAUCGUAUUCGAUCGUGCCUGCCCGGCGGGGAUCGAAGCGAUGCAGUACUUCUCGGUGCAGAGCUAUCUCGGCAAGUGGUACGAGAUCCAACGCUACGAGAGUGAGUUCGAGCUGAACUAUGACUGCGUGCAGGUGCGCUACACACUGAACGAGGACGAAUCGGUGGAGGUGUCCAACUCGGCCUACAACCUGUUCAAUGGAUCGUCGAUAAACGCGCUCGGGCGGGCUGUGCUCUCCUUCCCCGAUGAGGAGAUCAUUCAGGGCAAGCUCAACGUGUCGUUCUUCGGCGCUCCUAACGAUCUCUCGAACUACUGGGUACUGGACACGGAUUACCAGACGUUCUCAGUCGUCUGGAACUGUCAGCCGCUUGGUGACGAUCAGUCGGAGGAAAGCUUCUGGGUGCUGUCCCGCACACCGACCCUACCCGCCAACACGGACAUAAUGUUCCGCAUCCAGUACAUCAUGCGACGUUACAUCGAUCGUAGCCAGGUGCGGUUCACCCGGCAACAAGAUGAUCGGUGUCCCGUGUUUUAG